AGCUCCGGCUCCGGAUAAUAUUUACAAUCAUUGAAAAUAUGGACCAGCGUACUUCAGACUGCUAUAAUAAAAUAAUCAUUAUGCUGUUACUCGUUAAGUUCAUAUAUUAAACAUAAUUAUGCAUAAUAUCAGAAGAUCUUUUACCCACGUAGCAUAUAAAAACUGGCUAUGCAUAUUUUCCUGCUUAACCAGUUAGACGAAAAAAUAACGUACCCUGAAAAACCCAUAUGACAUUGAACAGCGAUGAUGAAACAAAGUUUACAAAGUAUCGAUAGAUAAUACAUGUUUAGCAUCAAAACCUAGUCAAGACUUAAUAUAUUUUUAAUUCAGUAGCAGAGAGAAGUAAUACUUUUUUAAUGUAUAUGCUUUUUCCCAUUGCUUGGAACAUUAUUGACCUUCAUCUGAUAUAAAUCUGUGUUGACGGUUAACCAAAACAUUAGUAAUAACGUAAUAAGUUUAAACAAAUGCGCCAGUCGGUGGAAGCGCGUACUGUUUGGAUAAAAAUCACAGUGUGCCGGUGAAUCUUUCAGCGUCCAGAAGUACUCAACUUCUACAUUUUAUUCCAAAUAGGAAAAUGGCCUUUGAUUAGUAGAAACGAUGCAUCCAUCCCGAUAAGAAGUGCAACUAAACGUGUGUGAGUGAUCCUGAACAACGUACGUAUGUCCAUGCAACAGUAUCUUCAGUGAAAGAAUAAGUUAAGUGACGUUCAUCAUGAGUGUUCAAGAAGCGGGCGUGAUCGACGUCAAUGAGGUCAAUUUGUCGGAUGAUGAAUUUGACGAUGACGAUUUGGAUGAGUUUGCAGAUGCGGAAGAAAUUCCAGUGUAAGUACACUUCUGAAUGAUAUAUCGCACGUAAUAUAUUCCGAUUGCUUGUAAAUUAACAUAAAUAAAUAUCAUAGUCGACAAUUAUAUCUUGUUUUCAGUCCGCCUGACAUGACCCUGGAAAAAGCAUUGGAAGAAGCACAACAAGCUAUCAACUACUUUUUUAAUAAUCAGUUCAAUGAAGCAAAGAGUUUAAUGACCCCUUAUUCCAACGUGAGCAUGUACCACUCCCUGGGCCACUCAGUAUUCCUCUACCUCGAAGCGAUGCUCACCUUCGAGCAGCAGUCCAUCAUCAACGCGUCCAAGGCACUCAAACACUCCCUGGCCGUGUGCAACAGGUACAGAAAGAAGAACACCUUGGGAGAAUCUAUUGGAAAGAUGGUGAAAAAGACCAACUUCGACCAGUACACGGAAGAAGAGGCACAUGCCGAGUUGUGCCAUGCUGAGUGCUUGCUCCUCAAGUCUAUGUUGACCUUCAUGGAGGAUGAGACGUUGAGUAGUUUCAUCAAGGCUGGACUUAAGAUCAGAUCGUGUUAUAACUCGUAUAAGGAUUGUCAGCAAAUACUACUUAAAAGAAACUGGGAUAGAGAUUCAACGAAGGUGCACUUUGAAAGCGGAGUAAAAAUGGGCAUUGGAACUUUUAACCUCAUGAUAUCCAUGUUACCAUCCAGAGUAAUAAAGUUGUUAGAAUUCAUUGGGUUUUCCGGAAAUAAGCAAAAGGGUCUUGAUGAUCUACUGGCCGGUUACCGUAUGGACGGCCUGAGACAAAUCCUGUGCCUGAUGACCCUGUUGGGCUAUAACCUCAUUGUUAUGCACGUGUUAAGCCACACAGAAGGCGAUCUGAAGAUAUGCGAGGAGAUCAUACAAAAACAGUUGAAUAAACACGUGAAUGGUGUUUGGUUUUUAUUUUUUAAAGGCAGGCUUGAACUGACGAAGGGGAAUUUGGACUUGAGUGAGGAAUUUUACAAGAGGUCGUGGAAGUCGCAGGAUCUUUGGCCGCAGUUCCAUCAUAUUUGUUACUGGGAACUUGUGUGGGUACAUUGCUUGAAAACGGAAUGGAAGGAAGCUUUACAAUAUUGUUCGCUAUUGUUGGAAAAGAGCAAGUGGUCCAAAUGCCUGUACAGUUACCAAAAGGCUGUGAUAAUGUGCAUGAUGAAAAAUGAGUUAACUCGCGAUCAGAAGCUUGAAAUCGAUAAUUUAAUGAGGGAAGUACCAAAAUGUAAACAACGAAUCGCCGGCAAAUCACUUCCCAUGGAAAAAUUCGCCGUGAAACGAGCCGAAAGAUACUUCAACCAGAAUCACAACUUAGUAAUCCCUGUGAUCGAACUGAUGUUCCUCUGGAACCUUUUCAAAGUGCUCAAGAACUUCAGCGUGGCUAGCGACAUAUACAAAGUGAUCGAAAAAGCUCUACGGGACCUGAAUGCUUCUACAAGGCCCACCAAAUAUGACGUUGAUAACAAAGCGCUAGCACUGUUGCUGCAAGGCGCUUGUCUGAGGCACAUGGGGAGUCCGCUGCAAGCGUUGGAGCGCUUGGAAACUGUCAUUUCCAUGCAGAAAGAUCUGGUUGAGGACCACUACCUCGUGCCUUACGCCAUCGUGGAACUGGCGUUAGUUGAGUGGCAAAAUGGGAAUAAGGAAAAGGCCAUUUUGGCUUUGGAGGAUGCAAAGAAAAACUAUACGGGAUACUCUCUGGAAUCCAGGCUGCAUUUCAGAAUUCAUACAGCACUCAGCGAGUUCAAGGCUGAGAUGAAAGCAGCUGCAUCGUAGAUAUGACACUAGUUUAAAACGCAUCACUUUUUACGGACGUAUUUAUAACAACAUACGAUCGAGUUAACUAUUAAAGGCUGUGUUGUUAUAGGGUAUUACCACAUUUAUUAUAAAAUAUUCCAUACCCUACUGUUAAUAAACAUUCGAUACCAUUUGGCGUUAUAAUUUGAAACGAGCUUUCUUGCCAAAUUCUACUUUACCAUAUUUGUAGUUGUGGCAAUACGGUCUGCGUCGAAAAUUAAACAUUUAGGAUAUGCAUUGUGUGAUAUUUGAACCUUUCUGUGGAACAGACAGAUACUGAAAGUUGGAAUGAAGGAAGAAUGUUAUGAUCACUUAUAUUCAUAUCUUGUUAUUUUUUGUGAAUAAAAAUUUUAUGUUAUAAAUA
Acanthoscelides obtectus is the source of this 2973-nucleotide messenger RNA. NCBI's taxonomy places the organism in Eukaryota, Metazoa, Arthropoda, Insecta, Coleoptera, Chrysomelidae. The record is from the annotation of a GenBank genome assembly.